AUGCGCCGCUGUGAGGCUGCUGGUUAGUCUCGAGAGAGAACCUGUAAGGCACAGCGGAACUCACUCGCUCCGUAAGAAGGAUUGGUGAGCGCAACAACAACAACAUUACUACUACUCAGUGCGUGACCGAUCUCAUGAAAUGUUAGCCAAAAUUCUGGAAUACGUUUCCGAAUAGGAAGGAUUUCUUAAGUGGGAUUGUUAUACUGCGUAUCACGUAGCAUAACCCUGUAACAUUUCGCACUCGCCAGAGUGUCGGCUUUUUAAUGCACUUCUGUUUGACCUCCUACAGAAACCACGUUCGGUAAAAAAAUAGCUACUUAAGUAGCAUGCAUGUUUCCUAUUGAUUUUCCAUUGUCUUAUAAAUCCAAAUGUAUUUUUUUGGAAAACUUGCACAAAAUAUGCUUUCUUUUGCUCAUUCGGAAGAAAAUCAGGCUAGAUCGCAGUUGGUAUCCCCGAAUGGGAUUCGGACGGCGACCAUAACCCUAAUCCCAACCUUAACCCUAACCACAACCUCAACCGUUACCGUUAACCGUUAACCCUAACGGCAACCCUAACCCUAGCCGAAAUCGUAAACGUAACCGUAGUCCUUAGACAUGGGCGUAACUGAGAAGCCUAACCGUAGUACUGGGACCUAUUCAUACGCUGAAACCCUAACCGUAACCCGAAAACCGAAGCCUAAGGGCAUAACCCUAACGGGAAAUCGGAAACCAUUAACCGGUACCCUAAUCCUAACCUCAAACGUAAAACGGAAGUCAAAUGUUUCCGAUCUGACUAUAAAGGCCCACAUAAUAACUCCAGUAAACAACCCCCCCCCCGGCCACCUGUAAUGCGGGUCCGGGCUACCAACUGCGAUCUAGCCGAAAAUCACAUUGUCUUCACAUUUUAUGCCCGUAUAAAGUGUGUAUUUAGGUUUUAAAAAGUUUGCAAUUGUGAGAUUUUUAAGACUACUACUACUACUACUACUACUACUACUACUACUACUACUACUACUACUACUACUACUACUACUACUACUACUACUACUACUACUACUACUACUACUACUACUACUACUACUACUAUUACAACAACAACAACAACUACUACUACUACUACUACUACUACUACUACUACUACUACUACUGGCAGCAAUGCUGUCGAUACCACCGUCAUUAA
Spirometra erinaceieuropaei is the source of this 1155-nucleotide messenger RNA. The record is from the annotation of a GenBank genome assembly. Lineage: Eukaryota; Metazoa; Platyhelminthes; Cestoda; Diphyllobothriidea; Diphyllobothriidae.